AUUUUAAAAGAUGUUCAGAACGCUCGUCAGCCAUUGAUCUUUUUGUCCGAAAAAAUGCCGAUCGAGCUCGAACGAUGGCGCGGUCAGCGAUUGGCGAACGAUCCCUGGGAGGAAAAUGGCAAAAUGGUGUAGUCGUUAAACGGAGCCGAGCCGAGCCGCGGCCACGGCGCGCGCCGCACGCGAGCUGACAUGGCCGCCGAGCCGGCGGGCGGCGAGUUCGUGGAGGGCUGGCUCGUGGCGCAGGUGCUGGGCGAGGGCGCCUAUGGAGAGGUCCGGCUGCUGGUGAACAGCGGUAGCGGCGCGUGCGUGGCGCUGAAGACGGUGCGCGCGGCGGAGGGCGCGGGCGCGGACGCGGACGCGGGCUCGGACGCGGCGCUGGCGGCGGCGGCGCGCGAGGCGGCGCUGCACCGCGCGCUGCGUCACCCGCACGUGCUGCGCUGCCUCGGCGCGCGCCGCGCCCCGCACCACUACAUGUUCCUCGAGUAUGCCCAGGGAGGCGAGCUGUUCGACCGCAUCGAGCCGGACCGCGGCAUGUGCGCGGCGCUGGCGCGGCGCUACUGGCGGCAGCUGCUGGCGGGGCUCGGCUACCUGCACGCGCGCGGCGUGGCGCACCGGGACCUCAAGCCGGAAAACGUGCUGCUCGACGACACUGACCAGGUGAAGAUCUCGGACUUCGGUCUGGCGACGCUGUUCCGGCACGGGGCGCGCGAGCGGCUGCUGGCGCGCGUGUGCGGCACGCUGCCCUACGCCGCGCCCGAGGUGCUGGCGGCCGCCGCGCGCCCCUACCGCGCGCCGCCCGCCGACACGUGGGCCGCCGCGCUCGUGCUGCUCGCCAUGCUCGCCGGCGAGUUGCCUUGGGAGCGCGCACAUGCGUCUGACGCGCGCUUCGCGGCGUGGAGCGCGGGCUCGGAGGCGGCGACGCCGUGGCGCAAGCUGUCGGCGGGCGCGCGCGCGCUGCUCGCCUCCGCGCUGCAUGUAGACCCGGCGCGGCGCGCCUCGCUCGACCGCCUACUGCAGCACCCCUGGCUGAGCGAGCGCCACGACCUGCCCGAGAGGAGCGCCGGUGUCGACGCCCGCACCUGGUGCUCCCAACCGGCCGCGCUCUCGGCUCCGGAGCCGCUCGACUCGCCGGACGGCGACGUGGCGCUCCUCGUGCACUCGCAGCCCGCCGCCGCGCGCGACCUACUGCUGUCGCAGCCCACGCAGGCCACGCAGACGCAGACGCAGCCCGGCGUCGUGGCGCGCCUCGUGCGCCGCAUGACGCGCGUGUGGCUGCGCGGCGACCCCGCGCGCGCGCUCGCCGCGCUCACCGCCGCGCUCGACCGGCUAGCCAUGGCGUGGCGCCGUCUGCCGCACUACCCGCACCUGCUCGCCGUGGAGUGCGGCGGCGACGUGCGCAUGCGCGCGUGGGCCGUGCGCGCGCGCCCCGCCGACGCGGACGCGGACGCGGACCCGGGGCUCACGCUGCUGGAGUUCCGGCGCUCGCGCGGCUGCGGACUCGCCUUCAAGCGCCGCUUCCUGCAGCUGCGCGCCGCGCUCGCGCCGCUCGCCGCGCCCGCGCCCGCCGGCCCCGCCGCCGACCUGGUGGCGCCGCCGCUCGAGCUCACGCCGCGAGACCACGGUGACGACGAGCCCAUGGACACGUACUGAUACUGACACGUAGUGCCAUCGAGGGACCGAAGAGAUACCUGAAUCGUAGUAUUAAGUUUUAUAAAUUAAAUCAACGUUUUUACUUUUUUAAA
This is a messenger RNA of Leguminivora glycinivorella, 1742 nucleotides long. RefSeq names its product serine/threonine-protein kinase grp (gene grp). Gene Ontology annotation, molecular function: protein serine/threonine kinase activity; ATP binding. NCBI's taxonomy places the organism in Eukaryota, Metazoa, Arthropoda, Insecta, Lepidoptera, Tortricidae. Gene Ontology annotation, biological process: protein phosphorylation; intracellular signal transduction. The record is from RefSeq and is a predicted model, not a curated record. Gene Ontology annotation, cellular component: nucleus.